AGGCAAUGGAAGGAAGGAACAGCGCGGGGGAAGAGCGAUUGAUUGCCUCUUAGGUGGUGUUGCGCACCAAUCAUUUUGAUUUGGCUCAACAGUCGUGUCUUGACAAGUUGUGUCUUGGUAAGCGAUGCGUUGCGAUGCGUGCGUCUCGCAAAUAGCGCAUGGUUUGCUCGGCCGAGAGCUCCCCGCCCUGCACGGGCGCCACAAGGGAGGCGAGGAGGGAUGAUGCUCGAUCAAUGAUGCCUUGACGGCCCUGUCGGGAUCGCCACAUGGCAGACUACACUCAAUUUGACUUUCAGACCAACAGUCGACGGCAUCACUCGGGGCUCAGGGGAAGCAGACCAGACAGAAAGGUCCUUCCCUGGACUGUUAGCUUUACGCGUGGGCGCGCGCGAUUGAAGCUCGUUGUUUAUUCUAUUUCUCUUCCUUUUCAAGACAUAGAUCCGAGAAGCUUCUGUCUCUCUAAUUUCCUCCCACUGGCCGCUUUCUCAGCUACAUCCUGUCUGUCGCUAUUCCCCCAAGCUGAUCCCCCCCUCCCCUCUGAUCUACUGCGCGCAACCAGCCGCAUUUACUCGACGACGCCUUUUGCCCGCCGUGCCUCGCGCACCACAGCUACUUGGAUCCAUAGAAUGGCUGGCCCGACUGUUCCCCGGCAGCCCUCAGCCCCGCGCACAAACGGCCACGGCCACAACCCGUCGUUGGGGGACGGCGCCGUUGAGCCCAUCGCCCUCUCGGCCGUGCUCCCGCCCCUGAUCCUCGGCACCGCCACCUUCAACACCCAGUACGUCCACGACCCCACCAAGCUACCCGUCCACGACAUCAUCAGGCGCGCCUUUGAGCUGGGCAUCCGCGCCUUCGACACGUCUCCCUACUACGGCCCCGCCGAGAUACUCCUGGGCGAGGCCAUCAGCGCCGCCGUCCAAGGCGGCGACGGGAGCAGGGGCAGCAGCAACGGAGCCAACGACGUCCAGGACCAGAACGGCCACCACGGCCAGCCCCAGCAGCAGCAGCAGCCGCCGCCGCCACGGCACCCACGCGCCUCGUACCUCCUCAUCAGCAAGGCCGGCCGCGUCGGCCCGGCCUCGUUCGACUACAGCCCCGCCGCCAUCACCGCCUCGGUCUACCGCUCGCUCGAGCGCCUGCGCACCCCCUACCUCGACCUCGUGUACCUGCACGACGUCGAGUUCGUGACCGACGCCGACGUCCUUGGCGCCAUGCCGGCACUCUGGGACCUGCAGCGCCGCGGCAAAAUCCGCCAUGUCGGCAUCAGCGGCUACCCGAUCCCACGCCUAUUGGACCUGGCCGAGAAGAUCGCCGCGCUGGGGCGCAGCGGCGGCGGCGCGGGCGCUCCCGAGCCCGCGCCCGGCUCCCGCGCCCUCGACGCCAUCCUCAGCUACUGCCACUGCACCGUCCAGAACACGGCCCUGACCGACCCGGCCACCCUGGCCCGCUUCCGCGCCGCCGGCGUCGACGUCGUCCUCAACGCCAGCAUCGUCGCCAUGGGCCUGCUCGCCCCCUCCAUCUCGGUAGGGCCCCAGGGCGCCUGGCACCCGGCCCCCGAGGGCUUGCGCGCCGCCUGCGUCGACAUGCGCGCCGCCGUCGCCGCCCAGGGCGGCGGCAGUAGCAGCAGCAGCAGCAGCACCCUCGCCCGCAUCGCCAUACGCUUCGCCCUCGAGACGUGGGGCCGCGCCGCCGCCGUCGCCGGGCUCGCCGUCGGCGGCGGCGGCAAGGUCGGCGCCACCGUCAUUGGCGUCACCACUGUCGAGGAGCUCGAGGAGACGGUGGAGGAGUGGCGCGGCGUCGUCGAGGACCUCGGGCUGAGGCUCCACCAGCCCGCCGUGGGCGAGGAGGGGGGUCUUGCGAAUGGCAGAAGCUGCCGUGCCGCAAUAGACGCUUCCGGCGGCCACACCGAGGCCGCCGCGGGGCCGUCUGCCGUGGGCGAGUUUGUCAGGCGGGUGCUAUGGCCAAUACUUGGGGACUGGAGAGACUACAGUUGGGAAAGUCCGCCACAAGGGUGGUUUGUCACGCACCCCAACGGCAACGGCACGUGAAGGACAAACUCCGGCUCUCUCCCGCUCACGGACCAUCCCGGGCGUGUUUUCUGCGUCUGUCGUUCGUUGCGCGCGUUUCCUCGCUAGAACCUACCUACCUACCUAGUUAAUAUCCUCUUGGCUGCCUAGGUUCGUGAAGCAUAUAGCAACUUGUUUAAAAUUAGCGAGUGGCAUUUUCACCAUCACGUGGUCGGUCCAUGCUCAUGCUGGUUUGAUAAACCACUCGCGCGCGUAUCAAGGUACCUAGAGAAAAGGACGAGGAAAGUCACAGCGGUUACGUUCUGCAAGACGAGGUUGCGGCAGAACGACGACGUCACCAGCCACUGUGCCAUACAGAGAACAGUUAAGUCGACUCUGUGCUAUGUCGAUACGAGGAACGAAGCCAUCUUCGGCAGGAGGACGGACAAAAUCAGACCAUGCCCCGGCGCCAACCAACCAAAAUCACUACUGCGUAAUGCCGAUUCCGACGCCCUGCAACAGCCCCGCAAGCCCUGGGAGCCGUCAGGGCAGAUCUAAAUGAUAGAGAUCACGUUCCAAACAACGGUAUGUCCCAAAAAGCAAAACAACAAGAGAGAGGUAUUAAGGAAAGGAGGUUGAGAGAUGGGAAGGGGAAUGGGGAUGCGGGGCAAGAAGGAGUGUAAGACGCGCUUGGUAUAUGGGCAGGCAUGGAGGGAUGUCGGGGUUGGCAAAUGUGCCAGGGUUUGCUGCUGGAUUAUAUCGCUCACGAAAGCGCCCGCGCCAGCCCUUCAAAGUCAUUUUCCCUGCUUAGUCAAAUGUGUUCGUUUUGCAUGUGCCUGGCUUUGGCCCUGCUGUGUUUGCGAGCAAGUGUGUCAGGGCGAUGAAGAGACGCCCCCUGUUGGUAAGCCUCAGGCCGAAUUGUGAACCACUUCUGUUGCCCCCA
Gaeumannomyces tritici R3-111a-1 is the source of this 2949-nucleotide messenger RNA. RefSeq names its product L-galactose dehydrogenase. Lineage: Eukaryota; Fungi; Ascomycota; Sordariomycetes; Magnaporthales; Magnaporthaceae. Bases 267 to 2048 code for a protein of 593 amino acids. Gene Ontology annotation, molecular function: D-arabinose 1-dehydrogenase [NAD(P)+] activity. Gene Ontology annotation, biological process: dehydro-D-arabinono-1,4-lactone biosynthetic process. The record is from RefSeq and is a predicted model, not a curated record. The transcript has a single exon. Gene Ontology annotation, cellular component: cytosol.